Molecule: messenger RNA, 2332 nt
Organism: Monomorium pharaonis (pharaoh ant)
Lineage: Eukaryota; Metazoa; Arthropoda; Insecta; Hymenoptera; Formicidae
Product: estradiol 17-beta-dehydrogenase 11
Exons: 8
Coding region: 1161-2240 (359 amino acids)
Cellular component (GO): lipid droplet
Molecular function (GO): oxidoreductase activity, acting on the CH-OH group of donors, NAD or NADP as acceptor
Source: RefSeq, a predicted model, not a curated record
AAAAUAAAAAUAACUCUGAUGUCUUUGACCAAAAUACGGAGAAAAAAGUAGAUUCAAAAUUAGCAGAACAUUCUGAAAGAAUUAAUAUUGCAAAUAUAUUUUUGAAUUUCUAAACAAUCAUCGGGUUGAGAACUUUUGUCCUGAAAUACAUACACAUUGGGAAUGACGGCAAUCGGCGAUGUAAAAGUCAGUGACAGUCGGAGUUUAUAUCGACUCGUCUGGCUAUAUUUACAACAAUUUACGAACGAAUUGUCGCGCAACGAUAUUACAAAAGAUAUUUCCAAUAAAACUAACGCGAUAAUGUGAUCAGAUCUUAUUAGCGCAAUAAAUUUAGGGUGAAACUUUUAUAGGAAAUUGGAGAUAGUCGGAGAUAGAGAUUUUCUGCAAUUUUCGAAAUUUAGAUAGUUUCUACCUAAUUUUAUUUUUUUUUCCAGCUGCACUAAACCUGAUAGUCAUUCUUAAUUGGAUGAGUGAUAAGUUGUAAAUUACUGUGGAAAUUAUUUUUAGUGUCCAAAACAAUUUUUGGCUAAUUCGAGAUGAAGGAUGCGCAAAAAAUUAGUUGUUAAUCUUUUUUAAAAUAAUUUUAAUUAAAUGGAUCUCUGUGCGAAUUUUCGCGUUUCUCAAAUAUAAAAAUUGGAAUUAGUAAAUCAAUAAUAUGUCAAUGGUUGCUGCUUUAAAGUAAUUUUAGAAUAUAUAUGAAUGCUAAUUGAUUGUAAAAAAUCUUUAAAAUGUCCUUUUUUUACAUCAGAAAUUAGUUUCAAUUAACAAGAUUUAUUUGGUAUACCCGCGAUAUUUCCGAUCAGGCGACCGUAACUCCGUCGUAGACUCGAACGAUCGGACCUGCUCCGCGUUUCUGCGAGAGUGGAAACACUGUGCUUUUGAGUGCAAAAAUCGUCCUGUAUAUGACCUAUAGCGAAAGAACAUAAUGGGUGCUUUCCAUUUAGUAACACAAGUCGACACAAGCAUCGUUCUAUCUUUUUUUUAUGUUCAAUGAGUAACAAAGAUAGAACGACACUUGUGUCGACUUGUGUCAUUAAAUGGAAAGCACCCAAUGUGGUACCAGCAAGAUAUAUAUAGUGCGUGAUACAUUUAUUGUGGUGUGUCAAGUGUUGUGUACAAGCGGAUCUUUCCCUUCGGGUUCGUCAACGACGGAGUAAGUGAUGGAGAUCAACAAUUGUGGCGACGCUAGUGGACAGCAUCGAUGCCGGACCGUCAACAAGGAACGCAAUACUAGCUCUCAUAAAAUGACGACUCUGAGGGAAAGCGUGCGUGUGAUCUAUGAUUUAUUGCUGUUUAUUGGCAUGGCGAUUGUUUAUUUCACUGAGACGGUAGUAUUAACAUUAAUUCCUCGCCGAUAUCGAGCAAAAUCAAUUAAGGGUGAAAUUGCUCUUGUUACGGGUGGUGCCAGCGGAAUCGGCAAACUAAUCGCAAUCAAAUUCGCUGAACUAGGUGCACACGUAGUUAUCUGGGACAUCAACAAAAAUGGUCUUGCAGAAGUUGCAGAGGAAAUUAGAAAAAUUGGUGGAAAAUGUUGGACAUAUUGUUGUGAUAUAGCUGAUAAAGACUCAGUGUAUCACACUGCAAAAGCAGUACAGAUUGAAAUCGGAAAUGUAAAUCUAUUAGUAAAUAAUGCUGGAUAUGUAUACGGGAAGACUUUUAUGGAAUUGCCCGACUGCGAAAUUGAACAAACUUUUAAAGUGAAUAUUCUAUCACAUUAUUGGAUUACAAAGUCAUUCUUGAAAGAUAUGAUGAAAAAUAAUCAUGGUCAUAUUGUGACAAUAGCAAGUGUCGCUGGACUUUUAGGAAUUUACAACUGUACAGAUUAUUCUGCGACAAAAUUUGCUGCCAUUGGAUGUCACGAGAGUCUCUUCACCGAACUCAAAAUGCACGGAUACGAAGGGAUUCAAAUGACUUUAGUUUGUCCCUACCUUAUUAAUACGGGAAUGUUUAAUGGAGUGAAACCUAGAUUGAUGCCGAUGCUUGAACCGGAAUAUGUUGCCGAAGAAGUAAUUGCAGGUGUAUUAGCGAAUGAUUCAGUGAUAAUAUUACCUAAUAUAUUAAGAUAUUUACUGCCGUUUAAAAGCUUAUUACCAAUGAAGAUGAAUUGGGCAUUAAUGUAUCACAUUCUGAAAGGACCACAGAUUAUGAUGACGUUCAAAGGUCGUGACUCGAACAAUAAAGACAAUAAUGUUGAUAAUGAUGAUAGUAUAACAAAUUAUAAUGAUAUAUGCGUGCAUUAAAAUUAUAUAAAUCAUAAUUUACAUAUUUUAUCUAUAAUGCUACAUAUAUGUUAUAUGCAAUUAUUGAAAUAUAUUCCGUGACUUUUUUUAUG